Messenger RNA from Oppiella nova, 1431 nucleotides. Lineage: Eukaryota; Metazoa; Arthropoda; Arachnida; Sarcoptiformes; Oppiidae. The record is from the annotation of a GenBank genome assembly.
AUGAGCGAAACAGAUCAUCCUCAACUCCAGCGUAAGCUUGGAGCACGACAUUUAAACAUGAUCGCCAUUGGCGGUUCUAUUGGUACAGGGUUAUUCCUUGCUUCUGGUCAAACGAUUGCCACUGCUGGACCUGGUGGUGCAUUACUUGCUUAUGUUCUGAUUGGUAUCAUGAUUUAUUUCUUGAUGACCAGUUUAGGUGAACUUGCAACCCACAAUCCAACAUCAGGUGCAUUUUUUACCUAUGGUAAUAAGUAUGUAGAAGAAGGUUUUGGUUUCGCACUCGGUUGGAACUAUUGGUAUAACUGGGCCAUUACCGUAGCAUUUGAAUUGGUUGCCGUUCAAUUCAUCAUGAAGUUUUGGUUUCCAGACAUCCCCGGCUUUUGGUGGAGUGCGCUAUUCCUUGCGAUUAUCUUCUGUAUCAAUGCCUUAACUGUAAAAGGCUUUGGUGAAAGUGAAUUUUUAUUUUCACUGGUUAAAGUCAUUGCCAUCAUCUUCUUUAUUGUCAUUGGCUUAUUCAUGAUUGGUAAAAUCAUGUUAGAUCCAACAGAUUCCAUUACCAAGAAUUGGACCGUUGGUGAAGCGCCAUUUGUAGGUGGCUUUCAAGCCUUAGUCGGUGUUGCCAUGAUCGCUGGAUUCUCGUUCCAAGGGACGGAGAUGGUCGGUGUCGCUGCAGGUGAAUCUAAGGAUCCGAAAAAAACCAUUCCAAUCGCCAUUAAACAAAUCUUUUGGCGUAUUCUUUUAUUUUAUAUCUUGUGUAUCUUUAUCAUUGGUACAUUGGUUGCGUAUACAGAUCCAAACCUUGCACUUGCUGCGGAAGGUGAUGGAAACAUUACCCUGUCACCAUUUACUCUGUUAUAUGAAAAAGCAGGUUUAGCAUUUGCAGCAGGCUUAAUGAAUGCCGUGAUUUUGACUGCAAUUAUGUCUGCAGGUAACUCAGGCAUGUAUUCAUCAACACGUAUGUUGUUUGAUAUGGCACGUGAAGGUAAAGCGCCACGAGUUUUCUCUAAACUCGAUCUUCGCGGUGUACCCAUGAAUGCACUGUAUGCAACAACGGCAAUUGCGGCACUGUGUUUCUUAACCACCUUUAUUGGUGAAAGUAUGUGCGGUUUUAUUGUCUGGUUAGGUAUCGCAAUCUCACAUUAUCGCUUCCGUAAAGGUUAUUUAGCUCAAGGCUAUAAACUUGAAGAUCUCGCUUAUCGUGCAAAAUUCUUCCCUUUUGGUCCGUGGUUUGCCUUUAUUCUUUGUGCCAUCAUUAUUCUUGGCCAAAAUGCAGAAGCUGUGCUUGAUGGAAAAUGGAUGAGUGUGUUGUCUACGUAUAUUAGUAUUCCGCUGUUUCUUGUUAUCUGGCUUGGCUAUAAGUGGAAACACAAAUCUAAAUUGAUCGCUUAUGAUCAGAUGGAUGUACAACCCAUUCAAGUCGAAAAAGAGUAA